AUGCCCAAAGUCCACCUUCUCGACUACGUCGCGGGCAACAUCCGCUCGCUGGUCAACGGGAUCGAGAAAUGUGGGUGGGAAGUGGAAUGGAUCCGCAGUCCCGAAGAUGUGCAGAAGGCAGAUAAAAUCAUUCUUCCUGGAGUCGGCCACUUCGGUCACUGCCUAACCUCUCUCUCAACGGCAGGCUACCUCCCGGCCAUCCAAUCCCACAUAUCCAGCGGAAAGCCCUUUUUCGGAAUCUGCGUGGGCCUACAAGCACUGUUCACGGGCUCAGAAGAGGCACCCAGUGUGUCGGGACUGAAUAUCAUUCCUACAUCACUCAAGCGCUUCUCGUACCAAAACGCGGACGGAUCGAAAAAGUCUGUGCCUUGUAUAGGUUGGAACGACGCUUCUACGCUUCAUCAUGAUCUAGACCAGAAUGACAGGGCCGCGCUAGAGAAAGGAGGGAGGAGUUUCUAUGGACUCAACCAAGGAAGCAAGUAUUACUACGUGCACAGCUACUCUGCCCCUUACGUGCCUGGCGAGCUGGAAGCCAACGGCUGGGUCGUCGCCACGGCCACUUACGGUGACGAAACCUACGUGGGCGCCAUUGGGAAAGGGAACGUGUUCGCAACGCAAUUCCACCCCGAGAAAUCCGGCGCCGCGGGGCUGAGAGUCAUCAAGGCGUUCCUUGAGGGCAACAUCUGGUCUGAUCCAGUGAUCCCAUCCAUUCCCGGGACUAGCUCUAGCUCAACAGCCAACGGCGCUGUGGUCGGGAGGACGACAGAUGGCGGAACAAACGGUCUAACCCGACGCAUCAUCGCCUGUCUGGACGUGCGGACCAACGACCAAGGCGACCUGGUGGUGACCAAGGGCGACCAGUACGACGUGCGCGAGAAGGCCGCCGCGUCGGGCCCAGGACAGGUGCGCAACCUGGGCAAACCGGUCGACAUGGCGCGGCGGUACUACGAACAGGGCGCCGACGAGAUCACGUUCCUGAAUAUCACGAGUUUCCGCGACUGUCCCAUCACGGAUUUGCCCAUGCUGGAGAUUUUGAGGAGGACGAGCGAGACGGUCUUCGUGCCACUCACCAUCGGGGGCGGGAUCCGCGACAUGACCGACCCGGCCACAGGCAAGAAUGUCUCAGCGCUCGACGUCGCCAAGCUGUACUUCGCUUCUGGGGCCGACAAGGUAUCCAUCGGCUCCGACGCCGUGCUCGCCGCAGAAGCAUACCACUCCUCCGGCGGCGUCCUCACGGGAAAGACCUCAAUCGAAACCAUCUCGGCCGCCUACGGCGCCCAAGCCGUCGUCGUGAGCGUCGACCCGAAACGCAUCUUCGUCCCCGGCGCCUCCCCCUCCUCCACCACCCACAAAACCAUCCGCACCGCCUUCCCCGACCCCCAGGGGAAUGAGUACGUGUGGUACGCAUGCACGAUCAAAGGCGGCCGUGAGACCCGCGACUUGGACGUCGUCCAGCUCUGCACGGCCGUGCAGGCCUUGGGCGCUGGCGAGAUCCUGUUGAAUGCGAUUGAUCGUGAUGGGAGUAAUCGCGGGUAUGAUCUCGAAUUGAUCGAUUUGGUUAAAGGCGCGGUGGAUGUGCCAGUGAUUGCGUCGUCGGGGGCGGGGAAUCCGGCGCAUUUUGAGGAGGUGUUUAGAGAGACCGGGGUUGAUGCUGCGCUGGGGGCGGGCAUGUUCCAUCGAGGCGAAUACACCGUUGCGCAAGUCAAGCAGCAUCUCGGCCAGCGGGGGCUGCUGGUCCGGCCGUUUGAGGAGUUUUGA
Molecule: messenger RNA, 1758 nt
Organism: Fonsecaea multimorphosa CBS 102226
Lineage: Eukaryota; Fungi; Ascomycota; Eurotiomycetes; Chaetothyriales; Herpotrichiellaceae
Exons: 3
Coding region: 1-1758 (585 amino acids)
Biological process (GO): L-histidine biosynthetic process
Molecular function (GO): imidazoleglycerol-phosphate synthase activity; oxo-acid-lyase activity
Source: RefSeq, a predicted model, not a curated record